UUUAAGGAUGAUUUAUUUUCAUUCCGUUUCUCCCUCCCCCUAAGGAUCUGCCCAUUUCACUAGCACAUCACUCUUCUUCCUCUUUCUCUCUAACUCUCGAGCAAACAUGAAGACAUCAUCAGUGACCAUGUCCAGGAGCUCUUCUCAUCAGGACUUCACCUCCAACUCCAAGCGACACUUCCACUGGACAAAGAAGGUCGGGUCUGAGGAAGACGAUGAAGCCGAAGCUGGAAAGCCAAACGCCGCGGCAUCAACUGAUCAUCAUCAAUGUCAUGAUCGGGGCUUUAAUAAUGCAGCAGACAAGAAGAAGAUGGAUCACACCAAGGAAGCCAAUGCUGUCCCUUCUUCGUCGUCCCCGAUACCAAAGCGGAAGCUCCAGGCCAUUGCCGUCUCGAGGCUCCGCUCGGUCCUGACUGCCUUCCGGAACCGCUCGGGCUCCACGCUGGGUCUUGGGCCCCGUGUUGUCGGCACCCUCUUCGGGCACCGGAAGGGCCACGUCCACUUCGCCUUGCAGAAGGACCCUGCCUCGCAGCCGGCCCUCCUGAUCGAGCUUGCCACUCCUAUAAGCGGGCUGGUUCGGGAGAUGACCUCAGGGCUGGUUCGGAUCGCCCUUGAGUGCAACAAGCCUGAGCCUCAGAAGAGGUCUCCAUCGUCUUCGUCUUCAUCAUCGUCCCACCACAUCCCAAGGCUGCUUGAGGAGCCGGUGUGGAGGACCUAUUGUAACGGGAGGAGGUGUGGGUUCGCAGCCCGGAGGGAAUGCGGGCCCAAGGAGUGGAAGGUCCUGAAGGCCGUCGAGAUGAUCUCAAUGGGCGCAGGGGUCCUGCCUGCCACAGGGGACGAUAACGGUCUUGACCCCGAGUCGUCGGGCAGCAUCAAUCUCGAUGGUGAGGUCAUGUACAUGAGGGCCAAGUUCGAGCGGAUCGUCGGGUCCCGGGAUUGCGAGGCGUUCUAUAUGAUGAACCCAGACAGCAAUGGAGCACCUGAGCUGAGCAUCUACCUCCUCAGAGUCUGAUUGUGAUCAUCUUCAUCAGUGAUGUGCUAAUGAUACUUGCUUUAGCUCUUCAAUCAUGAGUUGAUCAGAGACUUUGUUUAAUUCCAUUUUGGUCCUUCUUCUUUUCACUUUUUAUUUUUAAAAUUUCUCUUUUUUUUUUCAGUGGAGAAAAUGGUAAGUGGGGCUUACUUUAAUUUAAUUUUUGUUUUUCCUGAAUUUUGUGGAGGGGGAAAUUAUUAAUUACACUAUAACUACAAGAGGGGGUAGAGGUGGUGGGGUGUAUAUGUAUAGUUUUGUAUUCUCUUUGCAAUUAAUGAGAAAAGGUGGGGGUUUAUGCAAAAGCAAUCAUUGUUCCACCAUUA
This is a messenger RNA of Punica granatum (pomegranate), 1353 nucleotides long. Lineage: Eukaryota; Viridiplantae; Streptophyta; Magnoliopsida; Myrtales; Lythraceae. The record is from RefSeq and is a predicted model, not a curated record.